UGAUUUGUUUCUUUUAUCAGAUAAAUUCGACCAGUUCUGGGCCAUGAAUCGUAAACUCAUGGAGUAUCCCACUGAAGACGGCGGCUUCCGCUAUAUUCCCUUCAGGAUAUAUCAGACGACGAGUGACCGGCCGUUCAUCCAGAAGCUCUUCCGGCCCGUGUCUGCCGAGGGACACGCUCUUACACUGGGGGACCUUCUGAAGGAGCUGUUUCCCUCCAGCAUAUGUGCGGAAGACGAGCCGAAGAGGUUCCAGGUGAUGGUUCACGGGAUCGAGCCGCUCCUGGAGACACCGAUGCAGUGGCUGAGCGAACACCUGAGCCACCCGGACAACUUCCUGCACAUCAGCGUCAUCCCGGCGCCCAGCGACUGACACACACACACACACACACUCCUGAUCUCUCAUCGAGAAGCCUUCCUGAGAGACGGUGCUCAUCCCACAUUAACUCUCCCGUUCCCACUCUCGAAUCCCACUAACACACGCUUAGACUCGCACAUCUGUGAUUAUGAUCA
Molecule: messenger RNA, 510 nt
Organism: Rhinichthys klamathensis goyatoka
Lineage: Eukaryota; Metazoa; Chordata; Actinopteri; Cypriniformes; Leuciscidae
Gene: atg5
Product: ATG5 autophagy related 5 homolog (S. cerevisiae)
Exons: 4
Coding region: 44-370 (108 amino acids)
Biological process (GO): cellular response to nitrogen starvation; C-terminal protein lipidation; autophagosome assembly
Cellular component (GO): phagophore assembly site membrane; cytoplasm; Atg12-Atg5-Atg16 complex
Source: RefSeq, a predicted model, not a curated record